UAGAUAUAUAAUUACAUAAUUAUUACACAACUUAGCAUUUUGCAUUUCCUCCUUCACACACACAAAUGCUACUUUGCUUCGAGGGUUUCGAGCUUCUGUAAAUUUCUCCAUUUCUCCGAUCUCUCAAUCGGAAUUCAAAUUCCUAGAAUUUGUUUUCCGUCAAUACAAUCUCAUCUCCGAUUUCAUAAAUCUAGAAGGAUCUAGAACGAAAUACUCAAUUUGGAAAAUCGUUUUGCAUUUUCUUCGAAAAUAAUAAUCAGAAAUUGAUUACUUUAAGCGACGUUCUGGUGAUGUGAAAGCCCGUAUUUUUGGUUUGUUUGAUGAUAAGGAAAGUUCUGGAAGAUUUGAGGAUUUGGAUUUGGAUUGAUUUCGUUGCAUAGAGAGUUGAAGAGGGUAAAAAGAAUGGAUGUGGAUUUAAUUGGUGAUUUAGCGAGGCUUGAUGCUGAACUGUUGCAGCUUCCUGAUGUUUCGUCGUUUGCUAUCAAGGAUAACCCUUUUGUUGCCCAGAAGCUGUUUGAUCAAUGGCUAUCGCUCCCGGACACGGCACCUUUGGUGAAAAAUUUGCUUAAUAAUGCUAAAGCUGGUGGACCCUUGAGCGCGACUGGAGCUUCUUCCAGCACAAAUGUAGCGACAAGCAGUUCUUUGCCGUCUAUGUUUCCGGCUGGAAGUACCCCUCCGCUUUCCCCAAGAAGUUCAUCUGGUUCGCCGCGGACAACGAGACCCAGGGCAGGCCCCUCUAUGUUAGGAUCCCCUUUGAAAUUAGUGAACGAGCCUGUUAAGGAGCUAAUACCACAGCAGUUCUAUUUUCAAAAUGGCCGUCCACCUACAAAUGAAUUGAAGGAACGCUGCUUGUUUAGAAUAAACCAGUUUUUCUACGGUCACACGGAUGGACUACAAAUGGAUGAAUUCAAACCAAUUACUAAGGAAAUAUGCAAGUUGCCAUCGUUCUUCUCCACUGUUCUUUUUAGGAAGAUUGAUGUUGGUCAAACAGGCAUCAUAACAAGGGAUGUCUUUGUUGAUUACUGGGUCAAUGGAAACAUGUUGACAAAAGAUAUAGCAACCCAAAUUUACACAAUCUUGAAGCAGCCAGAUCUCAAACACCUGAUACAGGAUGAUUUCAAGCCUGUUCUUCGAGAUCUUUUGGCAACACAUCCUGGUUUAGAGUUCUUACGGAACACUCCCGAAUUUCAAGAGCGAUAUGCUGAAACUGUAAUAUACAGAAUAUUUUUCUACGUGAAUAGAUUGGGUGAUGGUCAUCUUACCCUCAGGGAGCUGAAGCGUUCUGACCUAAUUGCUGCAAUGCAACAUGCAGAUGAAGAAGAAGAUAUUAACAAGGUCCUUAGAUACUUUUCUUACGAACACUUUUACGUGAUAUAUUGCAAGUUUUGGGAGCUCGAUACUGAUCAUGAUUUUCUGAUUGAUAAAGAGAACCUCAUUCGAUAUGGCAAUCAUGCCCUUACGUACAGGAUCGUUGAUAGAAUAUUUUCUCAGGUUCCGAGGAAGUUUACAAGUAAAGUUGAAGGAAAGAUGGGUUAUGAAGACUUCGUUUACUUUAUAUUAUCAGAGGAGGAUAAAACGUCAGAGCCUGGUCUUGAGUACUGGUUCAAAUGCAUAGAUUUGGAUGGAAAUAGUAUUCUGACUAGGAAUGAGAUGCAAUUCUUUUAUGAGGAGCAGUUGCAUAGAAUGGAAUGCAUGGGCCAAGAGCCAGUGCUUUUUGAGGAUAUUUUGUGCCAGAUGGUUGACAUGAUUAAUCCAGAGGAUCAAAGUUAUUUUGCAUUACGCGACUUGAAGGGAAAUAAACUAUCCAGCAGUGUUUUUAAUGUUCUCUUUAACCUUAAUAAGUUCAUGGCAUUUGAAACCCGCGACCCGUUCCUUAUACGUCAAGAACGCGAGAAUCCGAAUUUGACCGAGUGGGAUCGCUUUGCACACAGGGAAUAUAUUAGACUCUCAAUGGAGGAAGAUGCAGAGGAUGCCUCCAAUGGAAGUGCAGAUGUCUGGGAUGAAUCACUUGAGGCGCCUUUUUAAGUUUCAGUUGGCAAGGUGGAAAGUUUCCAGCGAAGUGCAUGCAGCGAACUUCAUCUGAAGCUGAAUUUUGAGCUGCAAAAGUGAAUUUUGCUCAGAAAUGAAUGUUGGAUAAGCUGCUCUUAGAGAUCUCUGUGUUCCACCAAGAUGUUAUUUUGAGAUAGCCACAGAGGAAAUUUUGUUUGGUCUACACGGAGCACUCUCUCGAAGUAUCUGUCCAUGCUAGCUUGAAAACUGCCAACAUGAAUUAUCAAGGGCUUGGCACAUGACCAAUUGACGAUAAAUGUACCUUCUGGUAAUUCAGAACUUCCACAUUUGUUCUCUUUUGCUGUAACAAAUCACUGUUAUUAAUUAUUUCUUGUUGUUCCAAUUUUCAGCGGUUUCAGAUACGUUUCUUUGUCUAGAUGAGGUUUAGUGUAGUGAGUGCCAAUGUGCCAUGUUAUCUGCUUUUUGUGUUCUGUGAAUCUUUGAUAGUUUUGUUCUGGACUGCAGGAUAUUCUUCUCUAUUUCUUUGUCCUCCCACUUGGAUGUUGAAGCCAUAAUUUUGCUGUCAAUUGGCACUCUGUUGAUUUAUUAGUCACAACUGAUAAACUUGUUCUAGUAUCA
This is a messenger RNA of Solanum lycopersicum (tomato), 2628 nucleotides long. Its product is annotated as serine/threonine protein phosphatase 2A regulatory subunit B''beta. Gene Ontology annotation, cellular component: protein phosphatase type 2A complex. The record is from RefSeq and is a predicted model, not a curated record. Lineage: Eukaryota; Viridiplantae; Streptophyta; Magnoliopsida; Solanales; Solanaceae. Gene Ontology annotation, biological process: protein dephosphorylation. Gene Ontology annotation, molecular function: calcium ion binding; protein phosphatase regulator activity.